CACGUCACGUUAUGGACUGCAUUCAAAUCAAAAUCUAAGAUAUGUAAACUUUAUCGGUCUGUUCGCCUGUGAGGGACUCUGUUAUGUGCUAAGUGAGCCAUCACUAUAGUUCUGCUCCGAACUGUGUCUGCCUAGACUCGAAGGGAAGCUUGUUUGAAUACAGGAUUCGCGCGAGCUCUCCAAGGACAUUGGAAACAUGGCUCAAAGACAGUCCUUUCGGCAUAGACAUGUCUCCAAAUUUAAGCAUGUUUUUGGGAACCCAGCGAAAAAAGAAGGCUGUUACGAGGGUAUUAAUAUCAGUCAAAUAGCUUGGGAGAGUAAUUUCUGCGCUGUAAAUCCCAAAUUUCUUGCCGUUGCCUUGGAAAGUUCGUGUGGUGGACCGUUUCUGGUGCUCCCCCUUUCGCAGACUGGGAAGAUUGACCCUUUCAACCAACCUAAGGUUAAUGGUCACACAAGACCUGUACUUGACUUGGGUUGGAAUCCCUUUGACGACAAUGUGAUUGCAUCAGCUUCAGAAGACUGCUCUAUUAAGAUCUGGUAUAUUCCAGACUGUGGCCUGUGUGAGGACCUUAAUCGGGAGGACUUCAUUGGACAUCUUCAGGGUCACGAUAGGAAAGUUGGUAUUAUCCGCUGGCAUCCAUGUGCAAGUAACAUCAUUGCAAGUGCUGGUUUCGAUGACGUUAUCAUCAUUUGGGAUGUUGAAAGGGAAGCAGCAGUUCUGAUUUUAAAGGGGCAUCCAGAUACUAUAUUUUCUUUGUCCUUUAACUGGAAUGGCAGCUUGAUUGCCACGACAUGCAAGGAUAAGAAAAUUCGUGUGAUCGACCCAAGGGAGGGGAGACUGAUUGCCAGUGGGGAGGGCCAUAAAGGCCCUAAAUGCUCACAAGUCGUAUUUCUUGGAAACACAAGCCGGUUAUUCUCAACUGGCUUUUCGCGGACGCAAGAGAGAGAAGUGGCUGUUUGGGAUCUGGGAAAUGCCUUGAAACGGCCACUGAAUAUUGAGCAAUUGGACUCCUCAUCUGGAAAUAUCAUGCUAUACUAUGACCAUGACACACACAUGGUGUACCUGGCAGGCAAGGGUGAUGGCAACAUUCGCUAUUACGAAGUCCUAGAAGAAGAGCCCUAUUUCAUGUUCCUCAAUGAGUUCCGUAGCGCAUCACCUCAACGUGGGCUUGGUGUUAUGCCCAAGAGGGGUCUAGAGGUUCACAAAUGUGAGAUAAUGCGAUUUUAUAAGCUCCAGAAUAACGGAGUUGUGGAGCCAAUUGCUAUGACAGUUCCAAGACGGCAUUCUGGCACCUAUCAGUUUGACCUUUUCCCAAAGACGCCCUCAAACAAGCCAGCCAUGUCUGCAGAACAGUGGAUCAUGGGCAGUAACAAGGCACCGCUGAUGGACGAGUUGCUACCUGGUCUGACGGUGGAUGGUAUGAGUCGUGAGGCUUACGAAUCCAGCAAACGGGAAGAUGAGACAAAACAGAAGGAGAAUAAAACAGGAUCCAAGUUUACCAGGAGUCAAGACUCCAUAGGGGCCUAUCAUAAUGAGAGUGAGCACUCUAUGGUGAAUGGCACCAAGGCUAAGGCCAAGCAUGACUACAAGAACUGGGACUUGGAAACGUUGCGCAUCGCGUUUGCUGACCUGCAGGAGGAGGUCUUUGCCCUCAAGACUCAGCUCAAAGCAAAGGAUGCAAGGAUCUUGCAGUUAGAAAAAGAACACAAAUACUACAGUGAAAAGUUUGGAUUUUAAGGAAAGGCAUUUGAAUUAUCAUCAACAUCUGAAAUGUUUUGCUAUUUUGAAAGAAUUGUUAGAACUACAGCAAAGAAGUUAAGUAAUACUGUGUUAGUGGCAUUGUGCUGAGAAAAAUUAUGAUUAAAAGGUAUCUAGCAGUGAUAGACAAUUGAGAAAGAAAACUGGAUUUUUUGAUAUUGUAAAAACAUCUUAAGGCUGAGAGGAUAUUUAACCAUACUACACUCAGGUAAACCACCAGGUGAACCACCAAUUCCAAACUUUUACAUCCUCCUUUUGCAGUUACCCUUUAUUUUCCUGAUAACUUUUAAAAAUCCUGCUUUUUGAAUCAAAGUAAUAUUAUACAGGUUUGAAGAAUUAGGGAAAAGGUACUGUAUUGGAAAUUAUGUUUUGUGAUUUUACACUUAGCAUAGAUGAUGUAAGUAAGUUUACUAAGACGUGUUGGCCGUGGGGUUGGAGUUCUUACUCUGAGUUGCUUCAUAAAGCAAUAAAGGAAAUCAAUGGGGUAUGCUUAGACUCCUUGGGACCCUGAAACCUAUUCAAACUACCCCCACAAAAGGACCUCAGCUGUGUGCUGUGCUUCAUUGUGAGUACUAUGGGGUUGUUUUUUUUUUUGAUAGUGCAGAAACCACUACUUCUUCGAAUUGUUGAUUAAUUCUUAGAUUAAUGCAUUGGUCAUGAACUUAGAAUUGUUUAUUUGACAUAUAGCUACUUAAAAUUGUAUAUUAAUCAUAAGAAAAAAAGGUAACUAGUAAGUUAUUGAGUAUCUCAGGUUAUGUUUUCAAUCAAUCGGGCAGAUGCCUUAGUGGAGAUGAUAUCUAUAUAUUUCUACCCAAGGGUCCUAGAGUGUUGUGGUCUGAUUCUUCUUUUCUGUGGCACUCUGGUUUUCUUAGCUAUGGUGUCAAUAGCUUGUAACAUGGAUGGACAAGGCAGAGGUGAUAGUAUGGUGCCAAUACAAAACAAAUGUUUCUUGCACCAUUGUAUCGCAAGCAAAUUUAAAAGCAUAUCCGCAUGACAUUCAUUAUAUCAUGCCAGCCCUUCUUGUUACAGCCUAGAGUGCCUCAGAGUUUGUAUAUAACAUUUUACUAUUUUAGUUUUAUAGCGGCCUUGCAUGAAUUUAUUUUUUAUUGCAUUCACAAUGUCUCCAGAGCCAUCACCUCAGGACUCAGGGUUCAAAACAAUUUUUUAAAUCUGCUAGAUUUUGCCAACUUUCUGGAUUUUGGUGGGGGGAAAAAAGCCUGCAUACUCAAAUUAUGAGAAGGGAAAUACAGAAAAAAAGAGCCGGCAAAGACUAGAAAUUUAUUUGCCCACAGCUGGCCACUAUUUGGAACCCUGGGACUUAGUAAGUACUACUUUUAUGAUAUACAAACAAUUGUUAGAAACUAAAGCUAUGGAACAUAGCAUUUCUGAUUUAUUUUGUCUAAAAUAGCCUUAAUAACGGCUUAUCACAUCACUUAUAAACAUGUAUCAUAGUGUAUUUUGUGUUGUAUUACCUAGUUUACAUGUUCUAAGGAAAAUGGUAGAUAGAAAUAGACUGUCACAGGAAGGAAGGAUUUUGUUAUAACAAAUCUUACCCCUUGUGCUGAUGAAGGAGAGAUACAGGGGUGCAGUCGGCUUGUCCUGGUUUGCCUUGGAAUAAUACCAAAGAAGCGAAAAUAGGUAAUAAUUAUAUCACCCUAUCCAAAGCAUGACCACAACAAGCCUGAUAUAUUUUACAUCUUUUAUGUUGUAUCUUUCCAAGUCGACCUGAUAGGGAUGCUCCUCAUAAUUUUUAGUGGUCAAAAUCGGGUCAAAAAAGGGGGUAUCUGAAAAGUAAUAUGCUUUUCUCUUAGAAUUGGUAUUUUUAGGGCUUCUGGGGUAUUUUUUUGGGUAGCAAUUUUUGGUGUGCAGGUAUUUUUAGGGGGAAUUUUUCGAAUUUCCCGGCGAGCAUCCCUAUCACUUUUACCCUGAAGAACCCCCGUUCCCGAUGAGCAUCUCUAUCACUUUUACCCUGAAAUUAAAGAUUUACAUUUUUGGGGCAGCAUUCUAUUGUUUGAUUUUAUUAAAAAAAUUUUCUUACUUUUUUUAAAUAUGCAAUUAAAAAUUGAUAAUCACAAUAGUAGUAUUUUCUAACAAUCAGCACAAGGGAAGGCUUAGACUAAUUCCUGUUAUGAACUUGCCCUGUGGAAUGCUCAUGUAAUAAUGAGUUAUAGAAUAGAUUUAGAUGACAGAUAUAGACAUCCCAUUAUUAAUGCACUUGAUAAUAGACAUAGACAGCCUUCUACAGGGGUGUAGCCAAGAUUUUUCCUUGGUGUUGGGGGUGGGGGGGGGGACAAAGUGAUUUCUCAAUUUUCUUGUUUUCAACUGAGAGGUAGGGACUAAGACACUAUAGCUUUAUUGCACAAUGAGGGGGAUGGGCUUCCUGGCCCUACCCCCUGGCUACGCCCCUGCUCUAUCAAUGCACAUUGCCACUGGAUGACCUCUGGUAUCCAGGGUGAUGAGUCAAUACCUAUUUCCAUAUUGUCAGCUGUGCAAGGAUUGGAUAUGUUAUUGUUAACACUGCCACUUGGCUACUCUUUAAACCUUUUAAAAAUAUUUUUGUUUGUCAUGUGAAUUUGUUGUGAUAAUGAUUAAUUGAUUAAUUGCAAACUUUCUUAAACCAGUAAAGAACUGCAACAGUAUUUCCAGAUCUCUCACAACUGACAUUACUGGAAGAUAAGAGCUCACAUCCCUAUAACAUCUCCCUCCAUGUUAGAAAGAUUUUUCAAAAAUAAAGUUUACAAAGGAUA
Nematostella vectensis (starlet sea anemone) is the source of this 4506-nucleotide messenger RNA. RefSeq names its product coronin-1A. Bases 197 to 1738 code for a protein of 513 amino acids. Gene Ontology annotation, biological process: actin filament organization. Lineage: Eukaryota; Metazoa; Cnidaria; Anthozoa; Actiniaria; Edwardsiidae. The transcript has 8 exons. The record is from RefSeq and is a predicted model, not a curated record. Gene Ontology annotation, molecular function: actin filament binding.